UGGGGUCUUCGUGCAUUUGCUUAAUUAUUUUAACUUUGUUUUUUUCUUUAAAUACAUCAGAGUAUGCUGGAAUAUGCAGUCAGUACCAGCUGAGAGGUCUGUGUAAGCUACUGUAUUAUGCCAGGAUAUGCGGCAAAGCCAACAUGCCGUGCCUUCUUUCAUCCCCUGAAGAUCUCACUGAAACAGUCGACCCAAUGACUCAACAAGAGAGGUCAUUCUGUGAACUGAAAUGUAGUCAAGGCAGUUACGACAUGUUUAGUGUGCUGUGUGAUUGCGACAUCAACAUAGCAACGGGGGGAAUACCUGAAUCUCUUGAGGCCCAAGCAACGUCUAUCACACUCAACCUCAAAUCUGCUUCACCUACCACAUUCACUAUCCAACCCAACACCACAACAACUUUUACCAUCGUGUCGACUUCACCAUCUAAAACAACUACAAUUACCAUCGUAGCUUCCUCAGUCAUCACAGAAGAUACAACACCGACUACCACAGCAAAUACAUACAUGAAUACUGCCACUCCCUCCACUACCACCACAACUGCAACUCCAACUACUCUAACAACUACAACCACCACAACUACCAAACCUACCACCACAACUACCAAACCUACCACCACAACUACCAAAACUACCACUACAACUACCAAACCUACCACAACAACUACCAAACCUACCACAACAACUACCAAACCUUCCACGACAACUACCAAACCUACCACCACAACAACCAAACCUACCACGACAACAACCAAACCUACCACGACAACAACCAAACCUACCACCACAACAACCAAACCUACCACAACAACUACCAAACCAACUACGACAAUGACCACAACCCUUACAACGUCCACUACAACUUCAACAACCACACCCACUACAACAACAACCACACCCACUACUACAACAACCACACCCACUACAACAACAGCCACGACCACUACAACAACAACCACACCCACUACAACAACAGCCACGACCACUACAACAACAACAACACCCACUACAACAACAACCACACCCACUACAACAACAACCACACCCACUACAACAACAACCACACCCACUACAACAACAACCACACCAACUACUACAACAACCACACCCACUACAACAACGACCACACCCACUACAACAACAGCCACACCAACUACAACAACAACCACACCCACUACAACAACAACCACACCCACUACAACAACAACUACACCCACUACUACAACAACCACACCCACUACUACAACUACCACACCAACUACAACCACCACAACCGCCACUACAACCGACCCGCCUACAACAACAGAAGAAGCUACUACUACUAUAACUACAGUAGAACAACCUACAACAACUACAACGCCUCGACCAGAGACCUGCUACUACACGAGGAACAGACCAGCCCAGCUUGGUACAAUAGUCAAGAGAAUGUACUCUGGUUCUGAUGUUCUCACAGAGUACGAGUAUCCGGGAGUUGUCGGACUUUUUAAUGCAAAUAAAGUCUUCCAGUGUAUGGGCACGCUGUUGGAGGAGGACGUAAUUUUGAUUGACGCUUACUGUUUAGCUGUAGCAAACAGCUCCAAAAAUGGACCACUGUACGCCUCUGUUGGGUCUUACCAACUGCCAGACGUUACAACUAACUUACCUUACCUGGUCGUAUCGUCUGCUAAAUAUCUGGACUCUACUUUGACCAACAAAAAUUUGUACACAAUAUCUCUGAGUUCUCCUGUCACUUUUGAUGACCGCUGUGUCCAGCCGGCCUGUGUCCCCAACUCCCAUGUCUAUUUGGCUGAUAUUGACCACACAGACUGUAGGGUUGUGGGCUAUGGUGAUACUUCUGAUACUACACCAUCCUCAAGUCCAACACUGAAGGAAGUUAAGGUCACACUUAAUCUAGUUAGCAUUAGCGGACCUAUCAGAUACACAAGAAUGGAUGUCAUCAACACAAAAGCUGGGCCUUGCUUCACAACCCGGUGCGACCACUUUCCUGAGCGAGGCAGCGAAACCAGUAUUCUACAAUGCUCUACAGGCAUUUAAAUACAUACCGGUUUAGGGGAAUCCACAUGGGUGUCUAUCAAAG
This is a messenger RNA of Physella acuta, 2073 nucleotides long. Its product is annotated as mucin-2-like. Lineage: Eukaryota; Metazoa; Mollusca; Gastropoda; Physidae. The record is from RefSeq and is a predicted model, not a curated record.